AUGGUGAGGGCCAGGAGAGGUGUUUUAUUACAAUGUGAUGCAUCUAUUAAAGCACUGAUAGUGCAAAUAGAUAGCGAUCGGAGUGACUUGAUACUGGAAGAACUGGAUGACACGCACCUGUUGGUGGACCCCGCUAAAGUAGAAUACAUCAAAAGUGAACUAAACAGACUACUUUCUAAGAAUGACUACAACCCUAUAGAUGAGGAGGAGGAGGAGGCAUGA
This is a messenger RNA of Huiozyma naganishii CBS 8797, 222 nucleotides long. It is a transcript of the gene TFB5, whose product is annotated as TFIIH complex subunit TFB5. Gene Ontology annotation, cellular component: transcription factor TFIIH holo complex; transcription factor TFIIH core complex. The record is from RefSeq and is a predicted model, not a curated record. Lineage: Eukaryota; Fungi; Ascomycota; Saccharomycetes; Saccharomycetales; Saccharomycetaceae. The coding region runs from base 1 to 222 and encodes 73 amino acids. Gene Ontology annotation, biological process: nucleotide-excision repair; transcription by RNA polymerase II; nucleotide-excision repair, preincision complex assembly. The transcript has a single exon.